AAUAAAUUUCAUGUGUAUAUUUCAGGACAACGUGUAUCGAUCUUAAAGGAUUCUCAAAUUCAUGUUAAGAAGGGUGAAAAAGAAAACCAUGGACCACUAUCGAAUUGUAAGCAUCUGUACGAAAGGAACCUUCAUUUUUCAGAAAGUUUGCAGUUACAUCUAAAUCGAAUGUCUCAUGUCCGACCAAUAUGAAUGUGGUUAUGGAUGUGGAUGUGGCUGCGUCUAUAUAAACGACUAUCAUCUGUAGACUCACAUCCACCUGCAGAGCCACAGGCAUAUCCACAUACACAUGUCUCACGUAUAGCCACCAGAGAUAGGCACAGGACAGGAGUGUCCUGCAGUCCUGUCCUGCAGGAUAGGAUGAAGCAGAAAUUUUCAUCCUACCAUGCCGGUCGCCAGGAUAAACACUGGCAGAAAGACAGAACAGAACGAACAAGCUAGUCCUAUAUCUGAUCUGAUUCUUUGUUAAAUUUUAACAUUUGCCGAAAAAAGUGUGAAUUCAGAAAUGAUUGAUCAUGACGAAAAAUUAGCAGAGAAACAGCAAUUGAUGAUUGUUAUUGUUGCUUUUAUAGUCUGAUUGAUUCCCCAUUUUACUUUAGCAUAUUUUUCAUUUCUGAAUUUACGAAAGAUCCACAAGGACGUUCAAUAUUAAUCUGAGGACAUGACGUCAGGACCGUCCUUCUGUCCUGGUGUCCAGCCCUGUCCUACAGGACGGGAGUCAACUAAAGUUUUUGUCCUCUCCUGCCGCCCGUCAGGACGAAGUAGGACAGCAGGACAGGACAGAAAAAGUUGUCCUAUGCCCAUCUCUGAUACCCACACCGACACUGUAAAUAUGAUUUUUUUUCUAAAAAGAGACUACAAUAUUCAUCAAAAAAAAAAAAAUACUGCAAAAGCAGUGUCUGUAGCGUUUAGAGCAAGUCAUGAAUAGAUAUGCACCAAUACCAAUAGUAAUUUUGAAGUUUUGGAUUUGGUAUGGAAGUAAUGGUUUUGAUAUAGUUUUAAUAUAUGAUGAUAUUGCUUUUGGUUUUGGUGUUAAGGCUCUGAGACAUUGGAAAAAAACCUGAUUUUUAAAGAAUAGAGCCAUGAUGCUUUCUGUAAACUCCAAUAAAUAUCUCUUUGAAAUGCAGUUUUAGUAUAAUAUUAUACAUCGAUCAAAAGCAGAUGUUUUCUAGAAACCAUAAGCGUACAAGAAUUGAAGGUUUUUUUGCGAACUAUUCAUAAUUUGUUCCUGACAGUGCGGUCUGAAAAAUACAUUUUUAAUAAAUUUAGAGAAAAAGCCUCGUUUCAGUCCACGCACAGGUUCCGAAAAGUUGUACUGGUUAUACAGGACAUUUUGUCUCGUUUCGAAUAGACCAAUUGAUUCAAUCAGAUAUCUGUAGUACUCAAAUAAACUUUUUUCAAUAAUUAACAUAUUUAUUACAAUAGUAUCUGACUAAACUUAUUAUUAAGUAAUAAAAAGCACAGAGUCUAGGAUCACAUAAAGUAUGGCGGAAUGUUUGUUAGACUGUGUAAUAUAUUGGUGUUUUUUCGAGAAAUCCUUCAUUAACUGUUGCUCAAUGAUUGAAAAGUGAGGAUAUAUAUAUUGUUAUUCUUUAUCUAUAAUAAGAUAUGUGUAUGCGUGUACAAGUUUUCUUCAAAUAUAUAUGAAAAAGAUAGGUAUAUAUGGAUAAUCGUUCUAAAAUCGUAUUUCCGAAAACAAUGCUUCUUUUUGUAGAAUUUGAUUUAUUGGUUGUCCCAAAAGACCUUUUCACUUAAAGAAAUUAAGUAUCUCCAAGCCAUUAUAGUCUGAAGAGCUCAUUUUUUGCUUGGUGAUAGUUAUGUCCUUGAAGUUUUGAUGAUUAUGAAUGAAAAUUAUAAAUAAUGUUCCAUUGUGUUAUGUCUGAUCAAAAUACAAAAACUCGAGCUUUUCUGGUUUUCCAAGAAAAACUCCUAUUCUUAUAUUAUUUGAUUUUUCUGAAUUCUUUUAGUUUUACAAUAAUUAACAUCAACCGCUAUGGUUCAAUGCUUUUUUCACUUAUGUUGCUGAAUUUGAGUUAACUGAACCUUUCUGAUUAGAACAUCUGCAGGAAAACCAUCGAAACCACAGUGCAUCAUGUCAAUCAUUGGAAAACUACGCAAAUCUAGAAUAAUCAAAUAAUAUUAAAAUAUGAGAUCUUUUUUGGAUAAACAAAAAAGCUUGAAUCUCUGUAGUUUGAUCAAACAUAAGAUAUUUGAACACUAUUUAUAAUUUUCAUUCAUAACCAUAGAAACUUCAAGGACAUAUCUAACGAUGUGCAAAAAAAUGAGCUCUUCAAAGUGGAACGGAACGGAAAUACUUAACUUUUUUUAAGUAAAAGGGACUUUUAGGACACCCGGUAUAUAUGCUAGACCUAAAGAAAAAAAAUCUUCCACGUAACGCUGUGUCAAUUCGUUUUGGUGCAUGACUACUCAUGAACUCUUUUCAAGAUAUUUCUAACUUGCUAGAAUCUGCACGAUACAUAGUGUCUCAGCUGAAAAACCUCUAGUAAGAAAGUCUAGUCGUUUUCUCUGAUUGUGGAAUUAGUUCUUCAAGAUGAAAAGGAUGAUAUAUUCAAUAAGAUAUGUUAAGAAACAUUGACUAUGUAUUAGAUUUAGCCGAUACAAACUUAAACGAAACGAGUUACUAUUAUGUUGUAAAUCAUUUUCGAUCAUAUCAAUUAUUCACUAUUUUUUUUCUAAAUAUUUUUAAUUGAACAGCUGCUGCUACACUUCAACAUUUAUUCUAUGAUGCUGCUUGUUUUGUGUUAAAAACCGCUGAUGCAGAAAAUGUAACAUUUGCUAAAACCAAAGGUGUAUGGUCAAUACGGCCAUCCAUUGAACAGAAAUUAAAUCGAGCUUUUCGAGAUCAUCGAAGCGCAAUUUUAUUUGUUUCUGUUAACCAAAGCGGAGCGUUUCAAGGUUUUGCUCGCAUGUCUUCUAAAUCUCGACGUACAACAGAACGAAUUCCUUGGAUUCUUCCAACAGGCAUAGUUACCGGUGCUUUUUCAAGUGUUUUUGAUAUUGAUUGGAUCACUUGGUAUGUAAUUAUCUUGUUCUCUAUGAUAAAAAUCUUUUCACUGAUUUCACAGGAUGUGUAGAAAUGUUUUUUCAGGGGUAACUCUGUUAUUUUAACCCUUCGACGGUGUCGUGGGGUCCAAGUGGACCCACUUGACAGUUUUUCGUGUAAUACAACGUUUCCAUUUGGUGUUUCAGAUCAGUCCUAUUCUCUAAUCUCUAGUCUUGGGUAGCUGCAUUAUAUGCAGACGAGAAAUUAUAUAUGGGUCUAAGCAGGAAAAAAUACAGGUAUGGGUCUAGUUGAACCCUAGAACAGCCACUGUGUUAUAUACGUCAUUUUUCGUCUUACUGUGCCUUCCAUCUGUUGCCUUCCUAUUGUUUUUCCGAAUAUAUUUAUAAUGAGUCAUUUUAUGUUCAUGAUUAAUAGUAAUCAUCAUAUUUUUUCCCUAUACGGUGAGAAAUCUAUGAUUGUGAUAAAAAAACCAAGUUUUUACUGUUUUUAAUUAUAAAAAAGAAAGAUAACAAUAAAAAUAAAUAAAGAAAAGAACUUUUGGUCCCCUUAUUUAUAGAAAAUUGUAUCUGUGCACAUGCCAUAGUAUAUCUAAUGUUCUAGGCUAAAGUGAUUGAGUAAACAGUUUUGGACUUAUAUAUGAAUAUUGUUAUAAAAACACUUUCAGACAAGUUUUUUUCAGUAUUGUUUAUCUUUAUAUGGUUUCCAGGAAAGCUAAUGCAUAAAUGUUCAUAAGCAGAAUAUGUGAACACUUCUAGUACACAAAUGCAUUGCUUAAAUAAAACAAAAGUAUUGAUUUUCUCAAAUUUUCUAUACACGAGUCCAGGCGGACCCUAGGACACCGAUGAAGUUAUAAAAUGAGGACACCGUCGAAGGGUUAAAUGAAGUCAAUAACGAAUUUUAUACCAAAUUAAAGCGUCUGGCACGUGAGAUUUACCAAUAUUAAAUAGUAAGAGUUAUGGAAACUUUUCAAUGUCGAAUUCAUGAAAUUGUUAGAAUUUGAAGCCAUAUUGGAAAGGAAACAUUUCUUGCAUGUAUCAUUUCAAGCUAGAUCUGAUUUUAAAUGAUGAAUAUAACAAUAUAACUUGUAUUUUCUAGGCUUUGAUGAAUACAAUCAGUAAUCCGUAUGAGAACCAGUAGCGUUCUUUACAGCAUGAACAUGAGACGUAAACCAAUAUAAAAGAGUUUGAGAUAACUCAAUAUUUGUUUCCAUGUUUGUCAAAAUACCCGAAAUAGGUUUUUCUGAGUUUCUUCAUGAUAGCGUUUAUCUUCCGUCUAUGAUAACAUUUUUUUCAACUGAAUUUUUGGUUUAUGGUUCCAAUAUUUCCAGGCUAGCUGUGGAUUACUUUGUGAUAUUCAUCAUUUAAAUUCAGAUCUAGCUUGAACAGACUCAUGCAAGAAAUUUUUCCUUGCUAAUAUGACGUCAGAUUCUAACAAUUUCAUGCAUUCGACGUUCAAAACAUACCAUAAUUCUUACUAUUUAAUACUAUUAAAGUCCAUUCUUGACGUGCUUUAAUUUGGUAUAAAAUUUGUUAUUGAUGCCAUUCAAAAUAACAGUGUUAUCCUCUGGAAAAACAUUUUUACACAUUCUGUACAUUGGAUUCAAACGAAUAUUUUAUUUCC
Molecule: messenger RNA, 4645 nt
Organism: Rotaria sp. Silwood1
Lineage: Eukaryota; Metazoa; Rotifera; Eurotatoria; Philodinida; Philodinidae
Source: the annotation of a GenBank genome assembly